Molecule: messenger RNA, 2355 nt
Organism: Ectocarpus sp. CCAP 1310/34
Lineage: Eukaryota; Phaeophyceae; Ectocarpales; Ectocarpaceae
Source: the annotation of a GenBank genome assembly
GUGGAACGGUGUGCAGUGCGACAGCCAGCAGCCCACAGUGGCUAUCGCUCUGCACAGCUCCCUCUCUCUGCUCUCUGGGCUACGUGGAAAUCUUGUUGUGUGGCCGGCCUCACUCCUUGAGCUUCCUUUGGGCGUUGGCCAGAGCCAAAGUUACCGGCGAGGUUGCUCUUUCUCGAGAAAGCAGCGAGAACAAAGACAUCCACAACCAACACCUCCCGCGACGGACUCCGGUCAUCGACAGCACGAACUCCACAUUGCCGCCACCCGCUCGCGCCAAAGGCUGCCAGUUCCAAACCCGAAGGCAGAAGAGACAUGCCGAGCGCAAAGAAGCAGCGAUCUAAGAAGAAGAAGGCGGCGCCUGCAGCUCCCAAGCGCUCGCCGGCCGUAGCUGCCGCUGCAUCCAGGAUCGAGGCCGCCAACGCCACUCUUGAUCUCUCGGCCGGGCUCGAAGCCUUCCUGACCAUUGACCUCCCCGCCGCCGCUGCCGUGUCUGGCGCUGCUUCGCCGACGCCUGUUCCCGCCGAACCUGUCCGCCUCGAGAUACGGUCGCCGAAGACCCUGCUGGACGGAGACGCGCAAGUCAUGUACGACCUCCUCAAGAGCAAUAUGCACGACAUGUACAUGGCGGCCGGUUGGGGCUGGAACAAGGCAGAGAAGUGGCGAGAGAUGGAGCAUCGGGACUCCCGAUUUUUGAUCGCUCGAUGCGGCGCUGAAGUCGACAGUGGUCCAGAGGCGGCAGCGGCGGCGGUGGCGGGGUUGAGAGUAGCAGAAGAGGGGGUUUCCGAGAGCAGCGCGAUGAAUGGUGCGGGGGGGGCAACCGACAGUGAGGAGGAAGCAAGGGCGCCCUCACGGAGGGGAGAGGAGAGAAAGCCGGGGGGCGCAAGAGAACGAAUCGCCGGCUACUGCGAUUUUCGUUUCGCUUGGGAUCAGGACGAAAAUGAGGACGGGGAGGGAGUCGGAGGAAUGGAGGACGUGCUGUACGUUUACGAGUUGCAGGUGGCGCCUUGGGCGACGCGGAGGGGCCUGGGGCGGCGGAUGAUGCAGGCCAUCGAGCUUCUAGCAAAUCGCCACGGCAUGACGAAGGUGAUGCUGACGGUUUUCAAGGAGAACAGGCAGGCAAUGUCGUUCUACACCAAGAAAAUGAAAUACGGCGUGGACAAGGACUCUCCUUCCAACUGGGACCAGCCCGACGAGGUGUACGAGAUUCUCAGCAAGCCUACGAGACAGGGGGCGGCGAGAACGAAGAAAGCACAGAGAACGGCGACGCUUCUGGACUAGCGACAGAGGAUCUCAGUUGAUGUGAGAAGAGGGAAUCCAUCGUCCUCGACAGAGAGACUUUUUUUGAGGUUGUGCCCCUAUAUGAAGGUGAUAUCCGUACUGAAGGAGAGAAGUUGCAAACGGCAAGCAUGAGCAGUAGUGCGUGGACGCAGUGGGGGUCGUUGUGGCAUUCCCGUAUUUUGGUGGAAGGUUCGCGUUUUCUUGUUGCGCCUGUUAUCGCGGUGCCCCGAACCCUGCUCUCGGCAGCCUCUCGGCAGGAGGAAGGCACGUACCACAGGGCUCGCGAUUGCUCUACCACACUAGGGAAGUCCUUGAGAAUUGUGAUGACAUCGUCGAAUUUUCAGCUUUCAUCGGGCUACAACCAGUAUUCCGCAAGGAUUUUGUUCCUCUGCAAGAGAGGAUUCAAUCCUGCAUAUGAUGCUCUUUUUGAAAUUAGACUAGAUAGAGGGAAAAAACGAUUUUUGUCCGGAAAAUGGAUGGUAGGUGGUGUCCGCCAAGAUUGAAGAAACGAACCGUCCAGUCUAGCACGUCAUUUCGCGUGGAGAAUGCGGGGGUGUACAAUUCGAUAAUGCAGCAUGGACACGUUUCACGGUUGGCCCUGUCCUGGUCCAGUCUCCACUUUCCUUUCCCUUCUUGUGCCGGCAAAAUUCCAUCUUUCUUGGGUGGGUCGGGUGCUUCUACAUUUCAUUUUCCAACCGCCAAGGCCCUCUGGUACUGUCGACGGCCCGACGGUUGAAGCAGGCAUGGCUGGGGCUGCUGUUUGUGCAAACGAUUGAGAUUCGAGGAUUGGUCCAGGCUUGGUGUAUGCAGAGAGCGGGGACAUCGUCCCGCAGGCGUAGACCACAAUGGAAUUGCUGUACGCACGAACCGAGGCGCUGCGUGAGGGUGGGAAGGGGAUCGCCUUGUGGUUGAGGCCGCGCCGUUGCGUGGAAAGACCGCUGCACGGGGUGAUGACUGCCAACGUCAUCAAGGUGGUGCCCGUUGCAAUGCAGAUAUCGAAAACUGGUCUUCUGUGGGAGACGAAGAGUUCGGGGUAUCCAAGAAGUAAUAAAGUUUUGACGUGUUGUAUUCUGUUCC